GAGAGCUCGGGGAGCCGCGGGAGGGGCGGAGGGGCACAGCGGGGCCCAGGCGGCUGCGGCCGCGGAGCCGGGGCACCUGAGGAGGAAGGAGGGUGGGAGCGAGGGAGGGAGAGGACGGGCGCUGACCGAAAGUGGGGAAAGAAGGUGCAGGCGGGCGGGCGAGAGGGCACGCGCCCUGGCCCAGGGCCGCGGGUGCGGGAGCCCGGCGAGGUCAAGCUGGGCGGCGGCGGGGGCUGUGCCGAGGGAGGAGGGGAAGGCGGAGGCGCGGGGAGCGUGUUUGGGGCGCCGCGGCGAGGAGGGUGGCGGCUGCCGGUGCGCGCGGGGCGCUGUGUGUGCGCGCUCUCCCGCUCGGGGAGGAAGAUGGCCCAAAAGGGAAAGUUGGGGUGACGCGCGCGGUCCCUGGAGGCUCGGCAGGGGGCAUCGCGGCCAGCCCGACGGAGCGGCGGACUCACAGGCCGGGGGGCGCGCAGUCCGGGCGCUGCCGCGGCCGCCCACUCACUGCAGGUGGCAGCGGGUGCGCUGGGUCCCGGCUGCCGCGGGCGCAGGCGGGCGCGCGGGGGAGCCCGGCCGAGGGAUGGGCUGCGCCCCCAGCAUCCAUGUCUCGCAGAGCGGCGUGAUCUACUGCCGGGACUCGGACGAGUCCAACUCGCCCCACCAGACCACCAGCGUGUCGCAGGGCCCCGCGGCACCCCUGCCUGGCCUCUUCGUCCAGACCGACGCCGCCGACGCCAUCCCCCCGAGCCGCGCGUCGGGACCCCCCAGCGCCGCCCGCGUCCGCAGGGCCCGCGCCGAGCUGGGCAGCGGCAGCAGCGCGGGUUCCGCAGCCCCCGCCGCGACCACCAGCAGGGGCCGGAGGCGCCACUGCUGCAGCAGCGCCGAGGCCGAGACUCAGACCAGCUACACCAGCGUGAAGCAGGUGACUUCUGCGGAGGUGCGCAUCGGGCCCAUGAGACUGACGCAGGACCCUAUUCAGGUUUUGCUGAUCUUUGCAAAGGAAGAUAGUCAGAGUGAUGGCUUCUGGUGGGCCUGUGACAGAGCUGGUUAUAGAUGCAAUAUUGCUCGGACUCCGGAGUCAGCCCUUGAAUGCUUUCUUGAUAAGCAUCAUGAAAUUAUUGUGAUUGAUCAUAGACAAACUCAGAACUUCGAUGCAGAAGCAGUGUGCAGGUCGAUCCGGGCCACAAAUCCCUCCGAGCACACGGUGAUCCUCGCAGUGGUUUCACGAAUAUCGGAUGACCAUGAAGAGGCCUCAGUCCUUCCUCUUCUCCACGCAGGAUUCAACAGGAGAUUUAUGGAGAAUAGCAGCAUAAUUGCUUGCUAUAAUGAACUGAUUCAAAUAGAACAUGGGGAAGUUCGCUCCCAGUUCAAAUUAAGGGCCUGUAAUUCAGUGUUUACAGCAUUAGACCACUGUCAUGAAGCCAUAGAAAUAACAAGCGAUGACCACGUGAUUCAGUAUGUCAACCCAGCCUUCGAAAGGAUGAUGGGCUACCACAAAGGUGAGCUCCUGGGAAAAGAACUCGCUGAUCUGCCCAAAAGCGAUAAGAACCGGGCAGACCUUCUCGACACCAUCAAUACAUGCAUCAAGAAGGGAAAGGAGUGGCAGGGGGUUUACUAUGCCAGACGGAAAUCCGGGGACAGCAUCCAACAGCACGUGAAGAUCACCCCAGUGAUUGGCCAAGGAGGGAAAAUUAGGCAUUUUGUCUCCCUCAAGAAACUGUGUUGUACCACUGACAAUAAUAAGCAGAUUCACAAGAUUCAUCGUGAUUCAGGAGACAAUUCUCAGACAGAGCCUCAUUCAUUCAGAUAUAAGAACAGGAGGAAAGAGUCCAUUGACGUGAAAUCGAUAUCAUCUCGAGGCAGUGAUGCACCAAGCCUGCAAAAUCGUCGUUAUCCGUCCAUGGCGAGGAUCCACUCCAUGACCAUCGAGGCUCCCAUCACAAAGGUUAUCAAUAUAAUCAAUGCAGCCCAAGAAAACAGCCCAGUCACAGUAGCGGAAGCCCUGGACAGAGUUCUAGAGAUUUUACGGACCACAGAACUGUACUCCCCUCAGCUGGGUACCAAAGAUGAAGAUCCCCACACCAGUGAUCUUGUUGGAGGCCUGAUGACUGACGGCUUGAGAAGGCUGUCAGGAAACGAGUAUGUGUUUACAAAGAAUGUGCACCAGAGCCACAGUCACCUGGCGAUGCCAAUAACCAUCAAUGAUGUUCCCCCUUGUAUCUCUCAAUUACUUGAUAAUGAGGAGAGUUGGGACUUCAACAUCUUUGAAUUGGAAGCGGUUACACAUAAAAGGCCUUUGGUUUACCUGGGCUUAAAGGUUUUCUCUCGGUUUGGUGUAUGUGAAUUUUUAAACUGUUCUGAAACCACUCUUCGGGCCUGGUUCCAAGUGAUCGAAGCCAACUACCACUCUUCCAACGCCUACCACAACUCCACCCAUGCUGCCGACGUAUUGCACGCCACCGCUUUCUUCCUUGGAAAGGAAAGAGUGAAGGGAAGCCUCGAUCAGCUGGAUGAGGUGGCAGCCCUCAUUGCUGCCACGGUCCACGAUGUGGAUCACCCGGGAAGGACCAACUCGUUCCUCUGCAAUGCAGGCAGCGAGCUUGCUGUGCUCUAUAAUGACACUGCGGUUCUGGAGAGCCACCACACCGCCCUGGCCUUCCAGCUCACGGUCAAGGACACCAAGUGCAACAUUUUCAAGAAUAUUGACAGGAACCAUUAUCGAACACUGCGCCAGGCUAUUAUUGACAUGGUUUUGGCAACAGAGAUGACAAAACACUUUGAACAUGUGAAUAAGUUUGUGAACAGCAUCAACAAGCCAAUGGCAGCUGAGAUUGAGGGCAGCGACUAUGAAUGCAACCCUGCUGGGAAGAACUUCCCUGAAAACCAAAUCCUGAUCAAACGCAUGAUGAUUAAGUGUGCUGACGUGGCCAACCCAUGCCGCCCCUUGGACCUGUGCAUUGAAUGGGCUGGGAGGAUCUCUGAGGAGUAUUUUGCACAGACUGAUGAAGAGAAGAGACAGGGGCUCCCUGUGGUGAUGCCAGUGUUUGACCGGAAUACCUGUAGCAUCCCCAAGUCUCAGAUAUCUUUCAUUGACUACUUCAUAACAGACAUGUUUGAUGCAUGGGAUGCCUUUGCACAUCUGCCAGCCCUGAUGCAACAUCUGGCUGACAACUACAAACACUGGAAGACACUAGAUGACCUAAAGUGCAAAAGUCUGAGGCUUCCAUCUGACAGCUAAAGCCAAGCAACAGAAGGGGCCUCUUGACGUACAAAGGACACUGUGAAUCACAGUAGUGUAAAUAAGAGGCUUUCCUUUCUAAUGACAAUGACAGGUACUGGUGAAGGAGCUAAUGUUUAAUAUUUGACCUUGAAUCAUUCAAGUCCCCAAAUUUCAUUUUAGAAAGUUCUAGUCCAUGAAGAAAAAUACACAUUUGUUUGAACACUUAAUGACAGAACAAAUUGGCAAACUCCUGUGCUCUGCUGUCAUCCUGUGUACCCUUGUCAAUCCAUGGAGCUGAUUCACGGUAACUAGCGGGCCACAGGAAGCAAAGCCUUGGUGUCUGUGAGCUCAUCCCCCAGGAUGGUGACUAAGUGGCUUAGCUAGUGCUCAGCUCAUCCCUUCCCAUAAAAGUCAUAUUUGCUGUUUAGCUUGACUAUCUUCCUCAAGAGCAUCGAUCUGAAGGAGUCAUAAGAAGUUUAUCUGAACAGAUGUAUCUAAGAAAAAAACUACAUAAAAUAAGUGAAACAACUAGGACCAAAUUACAGAUCAACUAGUUAGCUUCACAGCCUCUAUGGCUACAUGGUUCUUCUUGCUAAUGGUGUGACACCCAGGUUAGAACGCAGCCUUGGCUGGUGAGUGCCCUCUCUAGACUGGUAUCAGCAGCCUGUUUACCCACUUUCCCGUAAAAGGGAUAAAUCUUAACAGAAAGCCAUCUAUGAUAAGGGAAAAAGUGGCAUGUCAUCGUGGGGGAGGGAGUCCAUGAGCUUCCCUUAUUUCAGGCUCACAGAGGCAGCCAUGAGGCACUCUACCAAGUAUUAUAUAAAAGCCAUUAAAUCUGAAUGCCCUUGGACAAGUUUUUUUUUUUUUUUUUAAAGAAGUUUAUAUAAAUGUCUAAAAUUUUUAUUAAAAUCCAAAUUUUCUGGGCGUAAGCCCAUGGAGUAUGUUGUGCCAUGCACCACAUAUACGAUAUUUCGGGAGGGGAUGGGGAAGUUUCAAGGUUCAGAUAUUUUUAACCAAUCUAUAUUUGAAAUCAUGCCAUUUGCUUUAACAAUGUUAAAACUGUGCGGUGUAAAUAUAUCAGAAAAUAGGCAUAUGGGGAGGCAGUAAAUACUAUUUUAAGCUAUUAAUUGUAUGCUAAAAGCUUCUAAAGCACAAGUGCAUAUUUUUAUACUGCUCUUUUCACAACUUUCUGUGAUCUACAUAAAGUCAGACUUGAGAUUUUCCUUUCUUUUACCAGCCGAUCCUUCUUUAUGUAUUAUAAAUAUCAGACUCCGUAAACAAACUUAGUUUUUCUUUCUCUGUACUUCAUGCUGCAUUUUUAAAAGGUAUAAACAGAGACUGAAUUAAUUGAAUCAGUAGUUACUUUUUUUCCAAUACAAAUUGGAAUGCAGAAUACUUGGAACUUGUACAUGGGGAAAAAAUGACUUAUCACUACAUAAUGUGCCAAUGUUUUUUUCUAUGUUUUGUACCAAAAAUGGAAAAAUAGGACAAUUCCAUGCAAAGAAAUGUAUCUAAAUUAUUUUUGUUAGAUGAUAAGAGAACUUGCUUGGUCAGGACAGCAGCCAGCUUUGUAUUGUAAUGCUAUAUUAUGUCAAUGUGAUGAAAAUGUUUUUGUGAAGUACUUGUAACUAAAUUCCUACAGCCAUUUUUCAUUCCCAGCAGCUGUUUUUAUUUUACCUCUUUGGCCUAAACUUUUCAUAAUUUCAAA
Sapajus apella (tufted capuchin) is the source of this 4922-nucleotide messenger RNA. It is a transcript of the gene PDE8B, whose product is annotated as phosphodiesterase 8B. Gene Ontology annotation, molecular function: 3',5'-cyclic-AMP phosphodiesterase activity. NCBI's taxonomy places the organism in Eukaryota, Metazoa, Chordata, Mammalia, Primates, Cebidae. The transcript has 22 exons. Gene Ontology annotation, biological process: signal transduction. The coding region runs from base 575 to 3232 and encodes 885 amino acids. The record is from RefSeq and is a predicted model, not a curated record.